AUGAUACCUCAACUUCCUGCAACAACGCUUCCAACUAUGCGAUUACAAACACAGAGUUUGAACAACUUGCCAAACAAAACCAAUGUAAGCCCUUUUUUUGUCAUUAAGUCAGCUUAUGAGAAACAUUACCCACCAAUGCUGGGUGAUGAAGUUUGGCGUCUGGAAAAGAUUGGUAAGGAUGGAUUGUUCCAUAAAAAUCUAGCCUCUAUGGGCGUUAACACAGUGCAAGACUUCUUGAAAAUGUUGAUCGUCCAUCCUGGCAAGCUUAGAAGGAUAUUUGGCGUUCGAAUGUCUGAGAAAAUGUGGAAUGUCACAAUCAAGCACGCCAAAACUUGUGUUAUGGGAAACAAACAUUAUGUUUUUCAAGGCUCGGAUUACAGAAUCAUGUUAAACCCCAUUUGCCAACUAAUCAAGGCAGAGAUUAAUGGCAGUAUAUAUCCUACUCACAAACAAAGUGAUGUUGACAGAGCAUAUCUUAAAGAUUUGGUGAGACAAGCAUAUGUAAAUUGGUCUUCCUUGGAAGAGAUAGAAGGAAUUUCCAAUGAAAUUGGCAAUCUCAUACAAGGAGAUCAUGUGGUGGACCAGUAUCCCGAUCAUUCACAAAUCAUGGUUUGGCCAUCUACAGCAACAGGAGAUUGUGUUGCCGUCAUUGAAUCAGAAAAGCAAUCCAGACAAUGA
Hibiscus syriacus is the source of this 678-nucleotide messenger RNA. RefSeq names its product protein SAR DEFICIENT 1-like. Gene Ontology annotation, biological process: regulation of salicylic acid biosynthetic process. The transcript has 7 exons. NCBI's taxonomy places the organism in Eukaryota, Viridiplantae, Streptophyta, Magnoliopsida, Malvales, Malvaceae. Bases 1 to 678 code for a protein of 225 amino acids. Gene Ontology annotation, molecular function: calmodulin binding; DNA-binding transcription factor activity; sequence-specific DNA binding. The record is from RefSeq and is a predicted model, not a curated record. Gene Ontology annotation, cellular component: nucleus.